AUGGAGCACUCAGAUUUGGUGGCCGAGAUGGCCCAGGUGGAACACCUCACCACACAGGAGAGGCUCCACCUAGCACGAAGACGACGAAUGCAGCAGCUAAAGCUAUGGCAGCAACGAGAGAAAGAAUGGCUGCGAUCACGAGCGAAACGGGAGAAGAGCAACAAGCGGAGUAUAUACUUUAGUGAUAGCGUGAUGUUGCUGGAAGCUGCCGCCAGAAACGAUAUAGACGAAGUGCGGCGUUUACUGUCUCGAGGCGUGACGCCGGACGCGACGAACGAGGAUGGUCUGACGGCGCUGCACCAGUGCUGCAUCGACAACAACGAGGCCAUGAUGCGGCUACUGCUCGACCACGGCGCCAACGUCAACGCCGAGGACAGCGAGAAGUGGACGCCGCUACACGCCGCCGCCACCUGCGGGAACCUCAACCUCGUACGGAUCCUCAUACAACGGGGAGCCAACCUACUCGCAGUCAACGGCGACGGGAACAUGCCCUACGACAUAUGCGAAGAAGAACGGACACUAGACGCGAUAGAAAGCGAAAUGGCAGCUAGAGGUGUUACCCAAAGGUUAAUAGACGACACACGAGCUUCUACCGAAAUGAAAAUGUUGAGGGAUGUCGAUGAACUAGUGAAGGCAGGGAUGGAUUUGGACGAGCCAAGGGAUAAUCAGGGUGCCACACUUUUACACAUAGCGUCAGCGAACGGGUACAUCAAGGUGGUGGAGUACCUGCUGGAGCACCGCGCGUCCACGGACGUCGUGGACCACGACAUGUGGCAACCGGUACACGCCGCCGCCUGCUGGGGACAUUUGGAGGUUUUAGAACUAUUAGUACAAUAUGGAGCUGAUCUCAAUGUGAGAAAUAAACACGAUGAAACGCCAGCAGAUAUCUGCGAGGAGGGUGAGCUACGUGCGCGUAUAUUGCGCCUGGCGGCCGACCAGGAAGAGUUGCGUCGUCACGCGGCCGCCGACCGACUGCGUACAGCGCGCCGGUCCUCGUCCAGCGCCAGCACUAGCCGGGUCCGGUCGGUGCGACGCACGUCACUACGUGAGAAGCAGCUCACUGCCAAGGCGGACGUACGGGGCGAGGCACGACUCAGGGAGACCUUCGACUCCGCCGUCGAUGAUGAGUUGCAGGGCCUAUCAAAUGGCGUGGAAAACGACCAGAACACUGCGAACCUACAACCGCUGGAGUUGUCACAUAAGCGGCUAUCGAACAGUUCCACCACCUCCAACCAGAGCUACGACUCCACCGGCGAGUACGCCGUGCCCAAACACUCGUACAACCAGCGCUGCGGCUCGCAGCGCGCCAGUGACGUCAGCGACCUGUCCGACCUCGCGCCCUCGCGACACCACAAGAUCUCCAACCCACUGUUCGGGGUCAACGCCGCCUCGCACUACGCGCCCGGCGCUCUGCCUGCGCCCGCGCAACACGAAGCCGUCAACGAACAAAGCAAACAUUACGAAAGGACGAGCUUACCCAACGGUGUCAGAAAGGCGCCCGAGGGACAGGACAAUGACAUUAUCAAAAAUGAGGACGCGAUAGACGGUAGGAAAGAACUGGUAGUGAACCCCAACCAGAUCGCGAUCACUGAAGGCGGCACAGCGACCUACACCACAGACAAUAAUGGUAAAAUCAAUGUUCAUGUCACCGUCAUGAUUAACGCAGGAACUCUCGCAGAUUUGAAAAAGCAGCGAUCUCAGAUUCGAACAAACGGUAGUCCGGUGGAGAGCAGCCUGACGUCGACGAACAACCACAGCCUGAACUCUCUGUCGGAGGUGUCGAAGGCGGACAUGCCGGUGCAGCUGAACCCGCUCAGCCUGUCGCCCAGCGCCGCCAGCGUGCCGCGCUUCUCCGGCAACACCAGCGACGUCGUCGGCGACACGCGCUCGCGGCGCUGCUGUAUCAUCAUGUAA
Messenger RNA from Spodoptera littoralis (African cotton leafworm), 1914 nucleotides. NCBI's taxonomy places the organism in Eukaryota, Metazoa, Arthropoda, Insecta, Lepidoptera, Noctuidae. The record is from the annotation of a GenBank genome assembly.